Serpula lacrymans var. lacrymans S7.9 is the source of this 1704-nucleotide messenger RNA. RefSeq lists its product as uncharacterized. The record is from RefSeq and is a predicted model, not a curated record. Gene Ontology annotation, cellular component: nucleus. Gene Ontology annotation, biological process: mRNA export from nucleus. NCBI's taxonomy places the organism in Eukaryota, Fungi, Basidiomycota, Agaricomycetes, Boletales, Serpulaceae. Gene Ontology annotation, molecular function: mRNA binding. The transcript has 6 exons. Bases 803 to 1543 code for a protein of 246 amino acids.
AUCGGCACCCUCGCCAGAUACAAAGACAAAUUUGAAGGGCUCCUUGGCUCUCUCCCUCACCCCACCGUCUUGUAUAGCAUUGAUGAAACUCAUGGUGUAAUCGUAUGUGAUCCUUGUAUAUUCUUCGUCGCUCAAACCCACAGAACUUUUACCUAGAGCCCACACACAAGCAUCGUGGUCAGCUAGGCGGGUGCUUAGCUCUGGGGAGUAAUUCAUGAAAUCCUGCAGGACAACUACUUCAGUCUUGUUGUUCUCGGGAAUUUCCAUCCAUGAAGGCAGGACUCGUCGAGAGAGCACUGUGAUGUUUGUUAUAGCGGCAUCCUGGACUGCUGUGCGGAAUAUCUGAAUGCCAGCUUGUUAAUUUCAUGUUUUUGAUGUACUAGGAAGAAGAGAUUGAAUGUUUCGAUGAAGCAUCGAAACUGGCAGCAGACAGAUUUUAUAUGUGAUAGCAUAAUAGCAACCAUGCCGGUCAGUCGUAAGCUAUCUUGAAGCCGAAGACGGAAUACGGUGGAUAGAAUGUACCAGUCGGCGCGGCAGAGGACGUGGCUCUCGUGUUAUUUAGUAAGGUUACAUUGUGCGAGUUUGAUAGCCUGAGGGGUGCGAGUGUUCCAGAACUUUACAAGACGUAGCCUCCUGCUUAUUGCAGCACCCCACUCCACUCUAGUCCAAACAUUAGAGCGAUAAGAUGCAUAUGAUGCCAGUGGUUUUUGAGUACGCCGUGGGCACUGCCAGAUUGUGGCUUCGUCUGUUGCAACGGGGUUAGUUUCGUCGAUUCUUUGCUGCACAAGUAUUGUCCCAAGUAAUGCACGCCCACCAACGCUCACCAACUGGUCGGUUUAACUCGUAUCAUGGUCCCAAACGACAACUCCUCGGAAAUCAUGCUGGCCACGUGGCCCCCGCUUGGAGAACUGGGGACAUAACGCCAAAUGCAAAUGAUAAGCAAGGGAGCAAGAUCCUUUUGAGUAGACUCCCAAUGGAUGUCGGAGAGACGGAAGUGGAGGACCUUUUCAAAAAGACAGUAGGCCCUCUUAAGGAGGUUUUCUUGAUAUACAACUCGCAAGCACGCUCCAGAGGAAUGGCUGUCGUGACUUUCCAGCGUCCAGGAGAUGCUGCAAUUGCACGUGCUAAAUAUGACGGAAAAUUUGUUGACGGCAGGCGGCCCAUUAAAAUUGAAAUUAUUGUGGAUUCACAAGAACCAGUGAGACCGUCACUCACUCCGCCCACUGCACCCUCGCUUUUGAAUAGGCUGGGAGGCGUUGCUGCCACGAAGGCUGCUGCUGCUGCUGCUGUUCCCCCUCCCCUUCUUCCUCUUCCUACAGGACCCAUAGCAAAAGUAGCCCCCAAACUCAUACAAGCUCGAAAACCCAAAGUUAUACCAGUAAAUUCGGCAGCACAGGCUGUCGUGCCCCAUCGCGUUCGACAGAAAAAAGGUCCCCGACGUGUCAAGAAGUCUCUGGCACAACUGGACAAAGAGAUGGAAGAUUACCGAGCCGCUGUCGAUUACUCCGACACUUCUAGACCAGAAUCCACGAAUGGUAUCUAAUGGCGAUAUAUUAUUUAUAGGGAUUUUACUGUUGCCUUGCGGAAUCAAUGGAUCUUCAUCAUCCUAUUCUCACAUCUUACAUCUAGGCAGAAUAUUGUGUCAUUCAUUGUCGCUCAAAAACGUACUAUACACGAAUAAAGUACACUAACUGGCAUUUCACU